GUCUAGUAGGAACGAACGGUAUAGGAAAGAGUACAGCGUUGAAAAUAUUGGCGGGGAAACUAAAGCCCAACUUGGGGCGUUAUGAUGUGCGUUGCAAUUUUUUACUCAUCAAGAUUCAUCGGUUUCGUGGUCAGGAUUCAUUCAAGACAAGGAAUAGGAUUCCUGUACCAAUCGCGCUUUGCUUUCGAGGGUGAAUUCUGUCAAAAGGACAUUGCCUGUGGUUCAUACAAAACUUACCCACGGUUUCGCUCCCUGCUACGACCAGUCCCACCACGGCAUAUUUUUGGUGUGUCGGGUUCGUUCAGUGGUCCUGGUUAUGACACCUGGGAUUGCAAGGUCUGGCGGGGAGGCCUAAAACUCGAAUUCAAAAGCGCGAAGUAUUGGUCCUAUCACUCGUCUCUGAAUGAAUUUGGACCUAGAAGAUGUGAUUUACCCGAAUCUGCAGGAUCCUCCCGAUUGGCAAGAGAUUCUCAAAUAUUUCCGUGGAUCCGAACUACAAAAUUAUUUCACCAAGGUAUUGGAAGACAAUCUGAAGGCCUUGAUCAAGCCCCAAUACGUCGAUCAUAUCCCCAAAGCUAUCAAGGGCAAGAUGUCGGUUUCGCAGAUGUUGGACUCCAAACUAGAGCUGGACAACAAACAGCGGAUCUGCAAUGAACUCGAGCUGAACCAGGUCUUAGACAGAGACGUGUCACAACUUUCCGGUGGAGAACUACAGCGUUUUGCCAUUGCAAUGUCGUGUAUACAGAAAGCUGAUGUAUACAUGUUCGAUGAACCGUCCAGUUAUCUCGAUAUCAAGCAGCGUCUCAAAGCCGCAGAAGUAAUCCGGUCUUUGCUUACGCCCGAUCGCUAUGUUAUUGCUGUCGAACACGAUCUGUCUGUCUUGGAUUAUCUCUCCAACUUCAUCUGCUGUUUGUACGGGAAACCAUCCAUGUACGGCGUUGUAACCAUGCCUUAUUCAGUUCGGGAAGGAAUCAACAUCUUCCUGGACGGUUUCAUCCCAACGGAGAAUCUACGGUUCCGAGAAGACUCGCUUUCCUUCAAAAUGGUUGAAACGGCAGAGGAGUUCAUUCUCGAGAAAACUGCACAGUACUCGUAUCCUGCUAUGACGAAGACCUUGGGCAGCUUCAAGCUUUCCGUCGAGGCUGGAAGUUUUACGGACUCGGAAAUCAUCGUGAUGCUUGGCGAGAAUGGCACCGGGAAGACCACUUUCAUCCGUCUUCUCGCUGGAGACACGCCUGACGUCGAGACCGAUAAGCAGAGUUUGUCGGUGUCCUUGAAGCCCCAGACGAUUUCUCCUAAGUUCUCCGGCACUGUCCGCAUGCUGCUGUUGAAGCGGAUCAAACAAGCAUUCAUGCACCCCCAAUUCCAAACUGAUGUUGUCAAGCCUAUGAGCCUUGAGAACAUAAUGGAUCAAGAAGUGAAGACGUUGUCCGGUGGUGAAUUGCAGCGUGUUGCCAUCGUUCUUGCUUUGGGAGUGCCUAAUGUCUCUUUGUACUUGCUCGAUGAACCUAGUAGUUUCUUGGAUUCCGAGCAGCGUAUCAUAGCAAGUAAAGUCAUCAAACGAUUCGUUCUUCACGCCAAGAAGACGGCGUUUGUCAUCGAGCACGAUUUCAUCAUGGCUACCUAUCUCGCAGAUCGUGUCAUCGUGUUCGAAGGUCAGCCCGCUGUGGCCGCGACUGCUACACCACCUCAGACUCUGCUGUCUGGCAUGAACAGAUUCCUAGCGUCUUUAGAGAUUACGUUCCGUCGUGAUCCCAUGAACUACAGGCCUCGGGUGAACAAGCUUAACAGUAUAAAAGACCGCGACCAGAAGGCGUCCGGAAAUUACUUCUUCUUGGAGGAUUAAUGGGAGUCAGAGUCGUAGGUAGUGGUGCAGCUCCGAAUGCAUUCGUAGCUUGAUUGAUCUCAGCACUUCACAAGGUAGUCGAUCCUCCAGUAUUUUGCUGGGUCCUUUAUGCUGGUUAACCGGGAGCUCCGUCUGGCAAUGAAGGAUCUAGAUACGGAUACGAGGACGAGAUUAGAAUGCAUAUUUUCGAUGAUAG
Molecule: messenger RNA, 2042 nt
Organism: Guyanagaster necrorhizus
Lineage: Eukaryota; Fungi; Basidiomycota; Agaricomycetes; Agaricales; Physalacriaceae
Product: P-loop containing nucleoside triphosphate hydrolase protein
Exons: 7
Coding region: 404-1846 (480 amino acids)
Molecular function (GO): ATP binding; ATP hydrolysis activity
Source: RefSeq, a predicted model, not a curated record